Messenger RNA from Bipolaris oryzae ATCC 44560, 1737 nucleotides. RefSeq names its product glycosyltransferase family 2 protein. The record is from RefSeq and is a predicted model, not a curated record. The transcript has a single exon. Bases 1 to 1737 code for a protein of 578 amino acids. Lineage: Eukaryota; Fungi; Ascomycota; Dothideomycetes; Pleosporales; Pleosporaceae.
AUGCCUCUUGAACCAGGUAUGAAGCACUUCAUCGCAACCUUCACCCUCGUCCCCAUGCUCUGGCUCUGGUGGCUCUCCAUCCUGCCCAACACGGCCUCGCUCGGCGUAAACGCAGUCUGGAACUACAACCCCUCGGACCCCAGCAUAUUCCUCGCAACCAGCCUCGUCGUCACCAUGGCACUCUGGAUCCUACACCUGGUUCUCACAAUGAAAGCCCGAGGGGAGCCCGUCUCCCCCUCCAUCGUGUUCGGCCUCACGUUCCACACGGUCCCCGCUCUGUGUCUGCUUGCCGCGGUGCUCAAGUCGAAGAUGGCACAGGAUACGCAGCUGGUGUGGUUUAGUGCGCUGAUAGCGCUGCGGUACUGGCGUACGCUGGUUGCGGUGUUCUUCUGGACGCGGUACACGCCUUCUGUGCGCUGUACUUAUGGCGCCAAGGCAAAGUACGCGGCUGAGGACUGUACGGUUGUGGUGGCUACGGUUGGUCCGGGCCUGAAUCUCGAGUUGUUCACGCGAAUGGUGGAGGGAAUCCUUGCUAACAGGCCGAAACGCAUUGUGUUUUCUACGCCAGAGGCUGGCAUUGCGGAUAUUGUGCGUCCGAUUGUGUUGGGGAUCCAGAAAGUGUUUGAUGAGCGUAGGGUGGGUGGUGGGGAGAAAGAGAUGGACGGGUGCUAUAGCGCUACUGAGAUUGUUGUAACGGGUGAGGCUAAUAAGAAGGAUAAGCGGACACAGACGGCUGAGGGGAUCAAGAUGGUUGACACGGAGAUCAUGGUUAUGGCCGAUGAUAGUGCAGUGUGGCCCCCAAAGCUCCUCGAGGCUGCGCUUCCGGCUUUUCAAGAUGACAAGGUAGGGUUUGUGGGGACUCGCAAGUGGGUUGAGCGGUUGCCGUUGCCCGAGUAUGAUGCUGAGCUCAACUGGUUUCAGAAUUUGGUUGCUCGGUAUCGCGCUGGCUUCUGGAAUACCAUUGGGGCGCUGUAUCUCGUGCGUCACAACUUUGAGAUUCGCGCCUCGAACGCCGCGGAUGGAGGCGUCUUUUGCGUCUCUGGCCGUACCAGCUUGAUCUUGUCUCGGAUCGUCAAGGAUGAAGGGUUUGUUGGAAAGUUUCUCAAUGAGUACAUUUGGUCAUUUCCUAGCCUUGGUGUCGAGGGCGUUGGUCCGCUCAAGGCUGACGAUGACAACUUCAUCACGCGCUGGGUCAUCAACCACGGCAUGGACGUCAAGAUUCAGUACACCGAAGAUGCGACCAUGACCACUCAGCUGGGACGUAUGGAAAACUUCAAGUUUGUGGACCAGUGCAUGCGCUGGAGCCGCACGACUAUCCGACAGAACCCUAUCGUCCUGUUCGUCGACCUGACUGUGUGGUGGAAGUGGCCCAUCUCUGUCUGGAUGGUGUACUUCCCGUGGAUGUACAACGCCGCUCUCUUUUGGGAUACCCUGGCAGUCUGGACCUUUACCACUACCGCAUUCUUUCGCGACUCUUCAGUCAAGUACUACUGGUUAGGUCUCCUAAUCUCUCUCAUCUGGAUGUCGAAGCUAACCAAGACGAUCCCGUGGUUCAUGCAUAUGCAGAACCGUUUAGACUUCUUCUGGUACUUCUUCCCCAUCCCGGCCUACCCCCUGUUUGCGUACGCUCACUCCAUUAUCAAGAUCUACACUGUCGCAACCUUCUGGGUCAACGACUGGUCUGGGCGCACUCAAGAUGAGAAGCAGCCAGAGUUGGACGGCAUUAAGGCCAAGUAG